UCCCCCCAUUUAUUCUGCGCGAUUUUUCUCGCUCGAAAACUUUUGAGGGUUUUUCUUUGAUUCCCUAAAUCCUCAGCAUGCCUGAGGUAGUUGGUUUAAGCGAACAAAAGUUAACUUUCUAUUUAAAGAGAGUUGUGACCUCCUGUGUUUCUGCACUAAGAGAGAUAACUGAGUGCCUAUUUGUCAACUCUGGAACUGUCAUGGCCACUGGAGACAAGCAACAGCCGAUCUCAGCCAAGAAAUCUGCACUAAGAGAGAUACCUAAUGAGAAUAGAAACACCAUUCACAAAUCACCCGGGAAUUCUCCAUUCCCCAUGGACAAAACACCAGUCAAGGAUACUGUGAAGCCUAGUUGCCUUGCGAGUCCUAAUGGGCCUCUUGUAUAUGUUCGUAGAAAACUCGAAACAGAUUCAGGAAAGAUCAACAAUAACAAUUUUGACACUAGGAAACAUGAAAGAGAAUCAGCAAAGAUCAACGGUGGCAGUUCUGAUUCUCCACCACUGAAGAAAUCUAGGAAUGAUUACUCUAUCAAUGAGUUACCAGUGCCCACAUUAAAUUGUUCUUCAGCUCCAGUUGCAGUUCCCUUCCAGCCUGAUAGCAAGUCAAGUGCUGUUUCUUUCCCUUUUCGGCCUGAACCCCAAAAGCCUAGGCAAUCCAACAUUGGAAAGAGCGGUUGA
Messenger RNA from Asparagus officinalis (garden asparagus), 677 nucleotides. RefSeq lists its product as uncharacterized. NCBI's taxonomy places the organism in Eukaryota, Viridiplantae, Streptophyta, Magnoliopsida, Asparagales, Asparagaceae. The coding region runs from base 78 to 677 and encodes 199 amino acids. The transcript is spliced from 2 exons. The record is from RefSeq and is a predicted model, not a curated record.